Stereum hirsutum FP-91666 SS1 is the source of this 855-nucleotide messenger RNA. RefSeq names its product cyclin-like protein. Bases 1 to 855 code for a protein of 284 amino acids. Gene Ontology annotation, biological process: regulation of transcription by RNA polymerase II. Gene Ontology annotation, cellular component: nucleus. The record is from RefSeq and is a predicted model, not a curated record. The transcript has 4 exons. Gene Ontology annotation, molecular function: cyclin-dependent protein serine/threonine kinase regulator activity. NCBI's taxonomy places the organism in Eukaryota, Fungi, Basidiomycota, Agaricomycetes, Russulales, Stereaceae.
AUGUCUGCUCAUCUCUACCCUCUCGCAUCACUCUCACAGAUUGAAAAGACGCCGUCGAUGCAGGAUGGCGUGCCAGCUGAUUUGGAAGAAGACUUGCGAGCUUAUGGAUGCAAACUCAUCCGCCAGGCAGGCGUCCUAUUGAAACAAAAACAAGUAGCUGUUGCUACCGCACAAAUACUCUUUCAGAGGUUCUUCUAUGUUAGUUCUGUGAAGCAGUUUGGCAUUGGGGACAUCGGGAUGGGCGCCCUAUAUCUCUCCUCAAAACUGGAAGAAUGUCCCAUCCGGAUGCGCGAUCUCAUCAAUGUCUAUGACCUCCUACUACAACGGGCAGCCCACACCGUUUCUGCUGCGUCCUCUUCGACGCCUCUGCCUGACUUCAAAUACGCGCCCAUGUCGUACUUCGGAAACACUUUCUACGACCUGAAGGACGCUCUUGUAGUGUCAGAGAUGCAGAUUCUGAAAAGGCUGGGGUUCAACGUCCAUGUGACGUUGCCCUACGGGACGUUGGUGAACUACAUGAGGCUGCUUGGGUUGACGUCGCGAGAGGAUGCAGUAUCAAAAGCUUGGGGCUACCUGAAUGAUGCGCUACAAACGCAGGUGUACGCGCUUUAUGCGGUUCCAACAAUCGUCAGUGCAGCCAUCCUACUUACGACCAGACACCUAAACCUACCGCUACCAAAUGGUUGGUGGGAAUUGUUUGAUGCUGAAUGGGAGGAUGUGUGGAGCGUGUGCGGCUAUAUCAUGCGGUUGUACAGGGAGAGAAAUGAGGCGGAGAAGAUGAGAGUAGUGGGUAUGGUAGGGAAGAAGGAAGUUAGGAAAUGGCUGGCAGAUAAUGGGCUGGAUGGCUCGAAGUAA